AUGGCACCCGGGACCAUCAACCUGUUUGAGCGACUGCCCGAAGACCUGGUCAGAAACAUCCUGGAGCGCGUCCUGUGGCGCCCCUUUGAGUUUGGCAUUACAAAGUCAAGGAGGAAGGUUUAUCUGGGGUUGCUCUGCAAGCAGUUUCGGGCAGCAAUUGCUGCUCUGGAAAGCCUUGAGUGGGAAAUUCAUAAUGCAGAGGACGAGCAAAAAUUCCUGCACUUUUUGCGCGGAAGGGAAGAGGGGCUCUCGCUGAAGCGGCUAUCUAUCAAUGUGGCGCACGUGUGCAGAGUGCGGCAAGGGAUUCUGGAGGCCGUUACUCUUGUCGCCCGAGAAACGCUAGAAGAGGUUUGCCUAUUCCUAGGUGACAAAGAUGAGGCAGUGUGGGAGGACUGGCCUAGCACUCUGUCCCUUCUUCAGGAGUGCAAGAACCUGAAAGUCCUUCAUGUUGCCUUAUGGGCUGC
This is a messenger RNA of Klebsormidium nitens, 464 nucleotides long. The record is from the annotation of a GenBank genome assembly. NCBI's taxonomy places the organism in Eukaryota, Viridiplantae, Streptophyta, Klebsormidiophyceae, Klebsormidiales, Klebsormidiaceae.